This is a messenger RNA of Mytilus californianus (California mussel), 479 nucleotides long. Its product is annotated as GLIPR1-like protein 1. The transcript has 5 exons. Bases 1 to 465 code for a protein of 154 amino acids. The record is from RefSeq and is a predicted model, not a curated record. NCBI's taxonomy places the organism in Eukaryota, Metazoa, Mollusca, Bivalvia, Mytilida, Mytilidae. Gene Ontology annotation, cellular component: extracellular region.
AUGAAGCACUGGGACAAUGAGUUAGCAGUGAAAGCACAAGAAUAUGCCAACAAAUGUAUCUGGGGACACAAUUCGGCAAGAUCUAACUCACCAACAACGUUCUCUUAUGUCGGGGAGAACAUUUACGUUCAAACAAAUACAAUGAACACGGAUGUCAUUGAAAAUGGAUUCACAAUGUGGGACGACGAGAAAAAUGGGUUUCAUUACGAUACAAAUUCUUGUUCUGAUGCACCAUGUGGACAUUACACACAAAUAAUCUGGGCAGAGAGUACUGCAUUAGGAUGCGGAGUGUCUCAUUGUCCUUCCAUGGAAAACCUACUGGACUACAACUUCGUUGAUUAUUGGGAAUAUUUAGUGUGUAAUUAUGGACCAGGAGGUAAUAUAAAUGGAAAAUUGCCGUACGUGGAGGAUACGUUAGGAAGUAGCGGUGGAGAAGCUGCGACAAGUAAUGGAUGCCGGAAAUGAAAAUUUUUAACAAG